GAAAAUGGGGUUCCUCUGGGGGCUGCUCUGCCUGGCUGCUCUGCACAGCCUCCCAAGGCUGGCACAUGGCAUUGAGCAGCAGCGUCUCUUCCUGGACAAGGAUGGGAAGCUGAGGGAUGUGAAAAGUGCUGGAAUCGCACAGUCGGAGUUGCUGGGAGCCAUCCCAGCCCUGCCAGAGGGAAAGAUGGUAGAAUUUAGUUAUGACAGCUUCCAGGAGAAUGAUGGAGCCAUGUCAGCAUUCCCCAGCACCCUGCCAGACACGAGGGAUGACUGGAACUCAGAAGAUGAAGCCGUGGCUGGGGCUGGGGGCUGUCGUGGGCUGAAAUCACCUGGGGAAAAUGCCUCUUCUGAAGAGGCUGGAGAUAUAAGCUGUGAGAUGACUUGGAAGAAGAGCCAGAAGCUGGCAGAUGGCUUGAUGAGAUUCAGCAUUGAUCUCCUGAGAGAGGUGGAGCUGCAGUCCAACAGAACCAACGUGAUCCUGUCCCCCCUGAGCAUCGCCCUCGCCUUGUCUCACCUGGCGCUGGGAGCAGCAAAUCAGACAGAGAAGCAUUUGCUGGAGGUGAUGCACCUGGAGUCAGUGCCCUGCCUCCAUCAGAUGCUGGGCACCCUUCGCAGGAGGCUCACAGAGUCCACCCUCAGCCUGGGGUCACGUCUGUACCUGCAGAAAGGGUUUGAGGUCAAAGAGAAGUUCCUGGAGGAUUCAGAGAAAUUCUAUGGAGCAAAGCCCAAGACCCUUUCUGGGAUCAGUCAGGACGACCUCAUGGCCAUAAACAACUGGGUAAAGGAUGUCACUCAUGGAAAAAUUCCCUCCUUCCUCCAGCAGCUCCCUCAGAACACAGUGAUGCUCCUGCUCAAUGCCAUCUAUUUCCAUGGGUUUUGGAAGAAUAAAUUUAAUGCAAGCUUCACUGGGCCAGAUGUGUUCCACCUUGACAAUGAGUUUGUGGUUCCAGUUGAGAUGAUGAAAGCCCACCAGUACCCCCUGAGCUGGUUUACUCUGGAGACCCAGGAUAUUCAGGUGGCCAAGUUUCCCUUCAAGAGCAACGUGAGUUUUGUGGUCAUCGUACCAAACCACGACACCCGGGACACCUCUCACGUGCUGGAGAACUUCCCUUACAAACAACUGUGCAGGCUUUUCCCCAGAGAGGUGUCCACCACGGUGAAGAUCCCCAAAAUAAAGUUGGACUACCAGCUGGAACUCAACCAGGUUCUCAGCCAAAUGGGCCUCCAGGAGCUGUUCACGAGCCCAAAUCUCCAGAAGAUCACAGAGGAGCCUCUCUUUGUGUCCAGUGUCCAGCACCAGGCCACCCUGGAGCUCAAAGAAGAUGGGGUGGAAGCCUCUGCUGCCACCAGUGUGGUGCUGUCACGCUCAGUCUCUGCCUUCAGCCUCGACAGGCCCUUUGUCUUCAUCAUCUUUGAGGAUGAAACAGGGAUCCCACUUUUCAUUGGCAGUGUCCAGAACCCCAACCCAGAUGCUGCUCCCCAGAUCCGAGAGCCACGGGACUCGGGUGAAGCCACAGAUGCCAACAAGCACCAUGUGCCCAAAUAACAGAGGGCACAGCUGAGUGUUCUGGGA
Molecule: messenger RNA, 1573 nt
Organism: Camarhynchus parvulus
Lineage: Eukaryota; Metazoa; Chordata; Aves; Passeriformes; Thraupidae
Gene: SERPINF2
Product: serpin family F member 2
Exons: 8
Coding region: 5-1546 (513 amino acids)
Biological process (GO): negative regulation of endopeptidase activity; negative regulation of fibrinolysis
Molecular function (GO): serine-type endopeptidase inhibitor activity
Source: RefSeq, a predicted model, not a curated record